Messenger RNA from Chaetomium globosum CBS 148.51, 1296 nucleotides. RefSeq lists its product as uncharacterized. Gene Ontology annotation, molecular function: serine-type peptidase activity. Lineage: Eukaryota; Fungi; Ascomycota; Sordariomycetes; Sordariales; Chaetomiaceae. The record is from RefSeq and is a predicted model, not a curated record. Bases 1 to 1296 code for a protein of 431 amino acids. The transcript is spliced from 7 exons. Gene Ontology annotation, biological process: proteolysis.
AUGUCUCCUCACGCCAGCCAGGGCGCCACAACAAGUGGUGGGGAGGGCAAGACGCCCAGUCACUGGGCCAUGGGAAACAAGGCGUUUGAGCACCGCAUGCCGCACCACGACGGAAUCGAAGCGUUGUGGGAAACCAGAUGGAAACUACCGUGCACCAAGUCCCUCUACCCCUUCCACGACGGCGCGUACGAAGACUUUGCGCCCAUCUUUGACGAACUCAUCAGGAACAACAUCAACGACGCCUCUUCCCCAGAUUACACCAACGCCUUCCGCUCCACAGCCGAGGGUCUCAUCGGCCAAGCCGACCUCGGUGCCGCUAUUGGGACCAAGACGGCCGAGGUGAUCAACCUGUACCUGCGAGCAUGUGCUGUUUGUCGCAUCGCCCGGUUUCCGUAUAUCACGUCGUUUCCGCAGGUUAACGAUAGCGUCAAGUGGGAGAUGUGGGAGAUGCAAAAGAAGACGUACCUGAAGGCGGGGGCGCUCUGGUUGAACCCCGUGGAGGAGGUUGUGGUGAAGCAUCGGUAUGCAGAGGGGCGAGAUCGGGGGGAGAUUCCGGUUUAUGUGCGGACGCCGAAGAUGGUGCAUAUAGAUGGGGAGGAGAAGGAGGGCACCGCCUUUCCCACAGUGGUGUUGAUGACCGGGUUGGAUGGAUAUCGGCCGGAUAAUACGCUGAGGUGUGAGGAGUUUUUGAAGCGAGGAUGGUGCGUGGUGGUUGUCGAGAUCCCCGGCACCGCCGACUGCCCUGCCGACAGCGCCGACCCGCAGUCGCCUGACAGGCUAUGGACAAGCUUGCUUGAAUGGAUGAGUGGGGAUGGGCGGUUCGAUAUGAAGCGUGUCCUGGUCUGGGGCCUCAGCAGCGGCGGGUACUAUGCCAUCCGAAUCGCACACACACACAAGGAGCAGCUCGUAGGGUGUGUUGCCCAGGGCGCGGGGUGCCAUUACUUUUACGACCAGAAAUGGCUGGAGAAGGUGGACGGGCAUGAAUACCCCUUCGAGCUGUCGCCUGCCAUGGCCAUGAAACAUGGUUUCAAAUCUGUCGAGGAGUACAGGACAAAGGCGCAGAAGAAGUUCUCGUUGCUCGAGACAGGGAUCAUCCAGAAGCCGUCCACCAGGCUACUUUUGGUCAAUGGCACUCUCGACGGCCUCAUGCCCAUCGAAGACUCGAGGAUGCUUUUUGAGUACGGCACGCCCAAGGAGGCCCGUUUCUUCCCUGGUGCGUUGCACAUGGGCUAUCCCAUGGCCAACGGGGCUGUGUACCCUUGGAUGGAGGAGGUUAUGCAGUCAGUGAAGGAUUGA